Molecule: messenger RNA, 249 nt
Organism: Protopolystoma xenopodis
Lineage: Eukaryota; Metazoa; Platyhelminthes; Monogenea; Polystomatidea; Polystomatidae
Source: the annotation of a GenBank genome assembly
UUGGUUUUCCACUUUAGAUAUAAGGCUCAUCGUCUUUUACCCAGCGGCGCUCUUGGCCUUGCUAUCUACCCUAGACACUACAGCCUUAACCUAGUCGGUGUUCAGACAAGCACUCGAGUUCGUAAUGAGAGCGUCGACAUUUGGCAAAAUGUUUACGGAUUUCGGAUGCCAGCAAUGCGUCGAGCCGCGAUUGUCGAGGCACAUGUCAUCGAUUUGACUAAUACGCAUAAGAUCUAUCUUGAGCUAUAA